AAAACCUACCACAAAAUGUUGACCAAAUUCUUGGAGCAACCGAAUUGUCUGCUGAAUCAAAGGAAUCGCUAUCAAUUGCUGGCCACCAUGCUUAUCAAUCUAAUAUGCAUAUCGCAUGGCAUUGGUAUCGGCUGGCUAUCGCCCACAUUACGCAAAUUACAAUCCAACGAAUCGCCGCUUAACUUUCAGCUGAGCAUUUCGGAAGUUUCCUGGGUGGGCUCUGCGGUGGGCCUGGGCGCUCUUGUGGGUAAUGCACUGAUGGGUCUGAUAAUGCCGCGCAUAGGUAGUCGCUUGUGUCUGCUCUUCUUAGCCAUACCACACUCGUGCCUGUGGUUUCUGGUCUACUUUGCUGAAGGCGCGGAGUAUUUGUUUAUUGGACGCUUCUUGGCCGGCAUCUCGUGCGGCGGCAUAUACAUUUCACAUCCCAUAUUCCAAAGCGAAAUUUCGGAUGCCAAAAUCCGGGGGAGUCUCGGUUCCAUGCUAAUGUUGUCUGUGAAUGUUGGCAUACUUCUAGGCUACAUUUUGGGCACACAUCUGGCCUAUCAUAUAGUACCAUUCGUAGUGCUCAUCUUUCCCAUUAUCUACUUCAUAUCCACGCUUUUCUUGAUACGUGAUUCACCGAUGCAUCUCAUACGCAAGGGAAAGUACAAAGAGGCUGAGCAGUCUUUCAGAUAUUAUAAGAACAUUAAGGAUAGCGAUCAGCUGGGCGAAGAAUUUGAGGAAAUGAAGAAGAUACUGGCCCAAAGUGAUAAGAACUCGGACAAGGUGACCAUCAAGGAUUUCCUAACUCGACCUGCGCUCAAAGCUUAUUGUUCUGCUUUGGUCCUUCUAAUUGUGAAUCAAUUUAGUGGACUUUACGCCAUGGUUAACUAUAUGUCGGAUAUAUUUGCACUGUCGGGCAGCUCCAUGGAUCCGGAUACCUGUACCAUUAUCAUUGGCAUUGUCCAGAUUCUGGGCACAUAUGCGACAACGCUUCUCUGUGAUAUCUGGGGACGUCGAAUUCUCCUGGUGGUCUCCUCAGCCGGCGUAGCUUUCAGCCUGACCUGCUUCGGCCUCUUCACCUACUACGCACAGUGGUACGAUUUGAGCGAGUGGAGCUGGGUCCCACUGUUCUUCAUGUCUCUCUACAUCUUUCUGGGCAACAUUGGACUCGUUGGCUGCUUCUUCGUCCUACUGGUUGAGAUGUUUCCGGUCAAAAUACGCGCGAGAGCUGCUUCAAUAUCAAUUGCAAUAUGCAGCUUAUUUGUGUUUAUAAUGCUUAUAAUUUUUCCCCUUUGCAUGGACCGAUGGGGCGUGCCGGCCACCAUGUGGUCCUGUGCGGGCAUAACGGCACUCGGCUUCAUAUUCUUUAUCUUUUUCCUAAAGGAAACCAAGGGCAAGUCAAUGCUUGAGGAUUGA
Drosophila novamexicana is the source of this 1398-nucleotide messenger RNA. RefSeq names its product facilitated trehalose transporter Tret1-like. Lineage: Eukaryota; Metazoa; Arthropoda; Insecta; Diptera; Drosophilidae. Gene Ontology annotation, biological process: carbohydrate transport; transmembrane transport. Bases 16 to 1398 code for a protein of 460 amino acids. Gene Ontology annotation, cellular component: membrane. The record is from RefSeq and is a predicted model, not a curated record. Gene Ontology annotation, molecular function: sugar transmembrane transporter activity. The transcript has 6 exons.